AUGGAUGAUACGUUAAAUGUAACAUAUAUAACUCUUAGUGGGCAUGUAGAAGUGCACAAAUACAGAUAUCUUUAUUUUUUGGUUUUGUUCACAGUAUACAUUUUAAUAAUCUGCAGUAAUUCUACAAUUGUGUAUCUUAUCUGUAGCCACAAAAACCUCCAUGAGCCUAUGUACAUUUUCAUUGCAGCUUUGCUACUGAACUCUGUUGUUUUCAGCACUGCUAUUUACCCAAAGCUUCUGAUAGACGUUUUAUCUGAAAAACAGAUCAUAUCAUAUCCAGCCUGUCUCUUUCAAUUUUUCAUGUUUUACUCCAUUGGCAGUUCAGAGUUCUUACUGUUGGCAGCCAUGGCCUAUGACAGGUAUGUGUCUAUAUGUAAACCUCUGCAAUAUCCAACUAUCAUGACAAAAACCACAGUGAGUAUUUUCCUGGCUUUAUCUUGGCUUGUGCCUGCUUGUCAUAUUGCAAUCCCAGCAAUACUGAGUGCUGAAACCAAACUGUGUAACUUUACUUUAAAAGCAAUAUUUUGUAACAAUGCAAUUUACAGACUCCAGUGUGUACAAUCAAAAGUAAUUACUAUACAGGGUGUGGUUGCUUUAUUAGAUCUUACAAUUUUCCCCAUGCUCUUCAUCAUCUUUACAUACACAAGGAUACUUAUGAUAUGCUAUCGAAGUUGUAGAGAAGUCAGGAAAAAAGCAGCAGAGACCUGUUUACCCCAUUUGUUAGUUUUAAUCAGUUUCUCCUGUUUGAGUGCAUAUGAUAUCGCUAUAGCUCGAGUGGAAUCAAAUCUUCCAAAAACGGCACGAUUAAUAAUGAUGUUACAAAUUGUUUUGUAUCAUCCUAACCCACUUAUAUAUGGCCUCAAAAUGAAAGAAAUUUCUAAACACCUCAAAAGGUUGUUCCGUCCAGCCAAAAUCAUUUGA
Molecule: messenger RNA, 921 nt
Organism: Morone saxatilis (striped sea-bass)
Lineage: Eukaryota; Metazoa; Chordata; Actinopteri; Moronidae
Product: olfactory receptor 13C2-like
Exons: 1
Coding region: 1-921 (306 amino acids)
Biological process (GO): G protein-coupled receptor signaling pathway
Cellular component (GO): membrane
Molecular function (GO): G protein-coupled receptor activity; olfactory receptor activity
Source: RefSeq, a predicted model, not a curated record